ACUCAGUCUCCCACAGAGCUUUGCGGCGGUCCUAAGGAAGGACCCGGAUCACUGCCAGUUUCCAGGGCUCGCGUCGGCUCCUCCGGUCUCCAUAAGAUGACGUCACUGGGCGCUCACGUCAUCAGCGGUGCGCCUGUGGGGCCAGCUCCCGGGGGCGGGGCUGCCGGGUCCGCGGCUGGCGGAGGCCCAGCUGCUGUCCGCGGUUGGGGCUCUCAGCGGUGCUAGCGCUCCACACUUCUAGUGAGCGCCAGAUGCAAGGAGUUAGGGAAAAACCUGGCGUAGAUAAAGAGCUCAAUGCUGCUUGAGGGCGUGCAAACGUGCAGUGCCAGCAACUGUGGGGUUGUGAGAAAUGGAUUUCUCUACUCCAGAUUGAAAUUCCCUCCCUCUAACUGACCCAGCGUUGAACCACGCGCUCCUUUGUGCCACCAAGUUGCCAACCUCCAAAGACCGCAAGCUUCUGAAUUCAGCCCCUGGACGUAAAGACGCAGUGCUUCCCAUGCGGGAGGGCUUCAGCCCCCGUGUCCGCCAUGCCCAGGGCAUCGGCUCCUCACUGCCGGGUGUGAGGCUCACUUGCAGAAGCAAAGGCCUUGUCCAGAUUCCUUGAUGUCAAGUGUCUUACACGUCGCUCAAGCCAAACAGUUGCAAACAGGAGUAUCACCGGCCUCCAGCUGUCCUCCUUCUAGAAAUAUUAGCGUGCAAAGGAGGCACGUUUCCAACUGUGAGGGAGGAGCUCCUGUGCGAAGACCAGUCUGCAUCUCUGCCUCGUCCCGGGGAGGUGACCAGAGGGAGCAAGCUUGGGGCUCAGUGUCGGCAACCACUGAGGCUCUCAGGCCUCGCAGGUAUUUGAACGCUGGGGGAUAUUUCCGUUGAUCCUCAGUGAAAUAUAAAGCUUGUCUAAGGGAGUUGCAGCGCUUGCUCUCAUCUUUUUUCCAGAACACACUGUCCCUUAACGCUUAGUUCUCCACCUACGCGAUCACCGUUUACCCUGCAGGGGGAGGGACGCAUUCCCUUUGUUGAAUGAAAGUGAAAGGCCGAAGGCAGUGUGAAAAUCUUGACAAGGAAACGAGCGGCCUCGAGGCCCAGUGUCCACCUGCGCUAAGCCACGCUCCCUCCAUGUGACCCCGUUCUGUGUGCGCUCCCCGUUCCCUUCCAUCAGCCGAGUGACGCUUCCACAGGACGCUGACCACGCGCCUCCGGCGCGCACCAGGAACCCCAUUUCUGGAAGGGCACACUAAGCCCAUCAAGAAAACAGGGAAGUCUUUGGAAGGCCGGAGCAAACUGCUUACGUGCUAUCAUUGUCAGGUGAGGGCGACAGUGCAGGACAGAGCCUCGUCCAGAAGAAGCUCCAGCGCAACCACCUACCGCCUGAGCGCUACUCCCGCCCACCGCAGUCCACCUCCUCGGGGAGGCGGGGCUUGCAGCAACAGCCAAUCAGGGACGAGGGGCGGCUGCGCGAUUGUCCAAUCAGGAGCACCGAGGUGGGCGGGCACUUCCCGGGUCCAGCUCCGCGUCCAGGUGACAUUGCGGAGUGGCCUCUUUUCUGCAACUUUCAGCGACUCCCGCCGGCCGCGCGCUGCGAAGGACUCCGGGGGGACGCCCGCGAUGGAGGCGGUGACCUUCGAGGACGUGGCUGUGAACUUCUCCCGGGAGGAGUGGGCGCUGCUGGAUCCGCCCCAGAGGAAGCUCUACGGAGACGUGAUGUGGGAGACCCUGAGGCACCUGGCCGCCGUAGGAAGGAACUCAGAAGACCGACAGAUUGAAGAUGAGUGCAGAAAUUCCAGGAACUGUCUCAGAAGUGAAGAGGUAGAGAAAUCCUAUCAAUAUAAAUUAUGGUGUCAACAUGCAGAAUUGGCUUCUCAGACUCCAGAUCCAAAUGUGCACAUGACAGUUGUUGGUCUAAAACCAGGUGAAAGCCUUUCCUCUGGAAGGCUCCUGGAUGGUCAUUCAUUAGCACAAGGACCCAUCGUGGCUAAAAAUAUACGUCAACCACAUGAGCAGCAGGGAUUUCAAGAGAAGCUGUCUGCCUGUAACAAACAUGGCAAAGCUUGCACACAAAUUCCAUCUUUUCAGAGACAUGCAGAGACUGGUCCUGGGGAGAAACUCCAUGAAUAUAUUCCAUGUGGAAAAUCAUAUUCCGAUUACACUGAAGAAAGUACCAUUGAAGAAAAUCCAUUUGCAUAUAAGAAAGAUAUGAAAUCAUUCAUUACACCCAGCUAUGUUCAAAUUGGGGAAAGAAGUCACAGUGCACUGAUUACAUAUAUCUGCAUACCAUGUGGAAAAGGUUUUAAUUCUGACAUUGACAUUCAGACUCACGAAAAGGCUCACUGUGGAGAAAAACCCUAUGUAGGUAAACACUUUGGAAAAUCUGUGACUAACAAUUCAUUGGAUAAUCAUGAAAAAAUUCACAUUGAAGAGAAACCCUAUGUAUGUAAGCAGUGUGGGAAAGCUUUCAGGAGAAAAGAUAAUUUGCGAAUGCAUGAGCGGAUUCACAGCGGGGUGAAACCUUAUGUAUGCAAGCAAUGUGGGAAAGCUUUCAGCAGAAAAGAUAAUUGGCAAAUGCAUGAAUGGACUCACACUGGAGAGAAACCCUAUGUAUGUAAGCAGUGUGGAAAAGCUUUCAGCAGAAAAGAUAAUUGGCGAAUGCAUGAAUGGACUCACACUGGAGAGAAACCCUAUGUAUGUAAGCAGUGUGGGAAAGCUUUCAGCAAAAGUGUAGUUGUCAAAUUCAUGAAAGAGUUCACACUGGAGAGAAACCUUAUAUAUGUAAGCAUUGUGAGAAAGCUUUCAGCACUCAUGAUAGUUGUCGAAUACAUGAAAGAAGUCACACAGGAGAGAAACCCUAUGUAUGCAAGCAGUGUGGGAAAGCUUUCAGCAAAAGUAGUACUUGUCGAAUUCAUGAAAGAAUUCACACUGGAGAGAAACCCUAUGUAUGUAAGGAAUGUGGCAAAGCUUUCAGUACCCUAGAUCGUUGUCGAAUUCAUGAAAGAAUUCACACUGGGGAGAAACCCUAUAUAUGUAAGCAAUGUGGAAAAGCUUUUAGCACAAAUAGAUAUU
Molecule: messenger RNA, 3054 nt
Organism: Octodon degus (degu)
Lineage: Eukaryota; Metazoa; Chordata; Mammalia; Rodentia; Octodontidae
Product: zinc finger protein 709-like
Biological process (GO): negative regulation of transcription by RNA polymerase II
Molecular function (GO): DNA-binding transcription repressor activity, RNA polymerase II-specific
Source: RefSeq, a predicted model, not a curated record